AUGAAUCAGGGUCAACUUGUGGGAAAGGGGGGCGUUUCAACGACUGGAGAAGGGGUCCGCAAAAAGCUGAAGGUUUCUGUUCCCCACUUUGACAACUCUGAUUUGAUCAAGAGUUAUGCUAUGACCUUGAUUGGGCGGUGCAUGAACCCGGAGAAACAAAAGAUUGGUGCGCUAUUGGUGAUGAUUCCGAAGAUAUGGAAGGUGGAGGAGAGGGUGACGGGUGCAGAUUUGGGAAAGGGGAUGUUCCAGUUCCAUUUUGAGAAGGAGGAGGACAUUGAAGCGGUUUUGGAGUCACAACCAUACCAUUUUGAUUACUGGAUGAUCUCAGUGGCUCGGUGGCAGCCAAGAAUGUCAAGAACUUUCCCAUCAGAAAUUCCUUUUUGGAUCAAAGUGGAGGGUCUCCCAACAGAGUUCUGGUCAACACCAGCAUUUCAGAGCAUCGGAGAUGCGAGUGGCGAGACAACGGACGUGGAUUUGGACUAUGGAAAGAUGCGUGUCGUGGUUGAUGGCUUUAAGGAGCUAACAUUGGAGACAACUGUGGAGUUCAAAGGGGGAGAAUUUUAUGAUGAGGAAGAGGUGUCGGUUUCUCUUAAAUACGAGAAACUGUUUGGCUUCUGUAAACUCUGUUUUAGUCUCUGUCACGAGGAAGAUCUAUGCCCACUGAAUCCAAAGAGCACAGAGAAGAAGAAAGAUAUCAGAGAUGAGCCGGUGGGCAGGAGAGAGGAUCGAGCCAGGAGCUACAGAGGGGUUGUGAUUAAUGGUGAAUGUUAG
Messenger RNA from Brassica rapa (field mustard), 771 nucleotides. RefSeq lists its product as uncharacterized. The record is from RefSeq and is a predicted model, not a curated record. Lineage: Eukaryota; Viridiplantae; Streptophyta; Magnoliopsida; Brassicales; Brassicaceae.